AAGUGACGUGUUUCCUCUCGUUGACAUAACGCUUUUUGGUUGUUCUUGUUAGCUUACACUAGCUAGAAGUGCUAACUCGUUGUGUAAGAUCAUCUGUUGUAAUAUCCAUUGUGUGGGAUGAGUUGAACCCUUUGUGUAGCGUCAGUGCGAUACUUCUGGGGUUAUGUUUUAUUCCUGAUAUUUAUCUUCACAUCGUCCCGCUCUCUGACGUUGAACAGGACGGCGAUGGGUGGCGGUGGACCGACGGGUUGCUCAGCUUCGCUUUCCCUCAGACAGAUGUCUCCCUGCAGGAUGAGCAGAGCAGUUCAUCUCUGAUCCACCCAUCUGUGAGGCUGCAGAGAGUCGACACACCGCUGAUAACAUCAACAAGCUUGUUCCUGCCAUCAAUCACUUUGUUUAUGUCCACUAUGGAGACCUGUCAGUUGACUUUGGCUGUGAGAGGAGAAACAUCCCCAGAUGCAGCUGUCUAACAAAGAGAGGCAGAGACUUUUCAGGGCCAGGAAGAAUGCUGACCCAGGAGCUAGGGCUGAGUAUCUUUAGAAAAAGAGAGAAUGGUGAGGUGAUUGCAGUUGUUGGUAGCUGUGAAGCCCUGGGAUGCUGGAGCCAUCAAAAAGCUGUGACCUUACAGCCUGAUGCGGCCGAUGGGAACACGUGGACUACAACUGUCACUGUUCCCAAAGGAGCUGUCUACAAGUAUCGGUAUUUGAAAGGCUUCUUUCUGGAGUCAAAGAGUGCAAGCGGUCCCUGUCAAGUGAUAGUCAAUGUGUGGGAGACCCAUCAGCAGCCUCGCAAGAUGAGCCCCACAGCUUCCCACCAGAAUAUUGAUGACGGACAAUUUGGAGUUCACAAUGGACUGAACUGUGUGGACUCUGGGUGGCUGACGUGCCAGACAGAGGUUCGCCUGCGUCUGCACUAUUCUAAGGUGUCCCCGGUGUCCAUCACCAAGAAGAAAUUCAAGAAGUCUCGCUUCAGAAUCAAGCUGACAUUAGAGGGCAUUGAGGAGGAAGAGGAUGAUGAUGAUGAAGAUGAGCCCAGUCCGACAUCAUGGCAAAAGAUGACCACCACUCUGGAGACCAGUAUGAUUAGUGCCAAUGGCUACAAGUCCCGUCACUCGCAGCCCGAGUGUGGGUAUGCACUGGAGCCCUCUCAGUGGACCGAGUACAGCAUCCACACCAUGGACCCGGACAACCUGGAGCUCACCUUUGAGUUCUUUGAGGAGGAUCUGGGCGAGCAUGUCGUCCAGGGUGACGCUCAACCAGGUUAUGUGGGCACAGCUUGCCUCCUCUCCUCCUCAUUUCAGGAGAGCGGUAAGGACGCAGGAGUUGCCACGCUUCCCAUAAUGGGUCGAAAUUCCCGGCAGACCAUCGGUAAAGUCAGAGUGGAUUACCUGGUGAUCCGACCCAUCCAGGGGCUGCAGUGUGACAUGAGCUCCUCCUUUACAAAGUACUGGAAGAAAAGAAGCACUCUUGAUGUCGGCCACAGAGGAGCUGGCAGCACACACGCAGCUAAGCACCACAGAGUCACUGAGAACACAAUCUCCUCCUUUAAAAGUGCUGCAAAGCAUGGUGCAGCCUAUGUGGAGUUUGAUGUUCACCUCUCCAAGGAUUCUGUUCCAAUUGUAUACCAUGAUCUGACAUGCUGCAUAUCCACCAAGAAGAAAAAUGACAAGACUUCUUUGGAGCUAAUUGAAGUGCCAGUCAAAGACCUGACCUUUGAUCAGCUGCAGCUCCUGAAGCUGGCCCAUGCCACUGCAAUAAAAGAAAACAGUGACAAAGAUCUGAUGGAUGAUGACGAUCAUGAAAUCGAUGAGGAUAAGCCAUUCCCCUCACUCUCACAGAUCUUCCAAAGUAUCCCUGAGCAUGUGGGCUUCAACAUUGAGCUCAAGUGGAUCUGCCAAAUGAAAGAUGGGUCAUGGGAUGGAAAUCUGUCCUCCUACUUCAACAUGAACACUUACCUCGACAUCGUCCUGUCCUGUGUGCUGCAGAAAGGCGGGAAGAGACGCAUCGUCUUCUCCUGUUUCGACCCUGAUGUCUGCAGCAUGGUGCGUCAGAAGCAGAACAAAUACCCCAUCCUCUUCCUGACUCAGGGAAUUUCAGAGAAGUAUCCUGAGCUGAUGGACAUCCGCUGCCAGACCACUCAGAUUGCCAUAAGUUUCGCCCAGAGUGAGAAUAUACUGGGGAUCAGUGCCCACACUGAGGAGCUGCUAAAAAACUUCUCCUUCAUCGGGGAUGCUCAGUCCAAAGGCCUGGUGGUGUUCAGCUGGGGAGAAGACAACAACGACCACGAGAACAGAAAUAGGCUGAGAGAGCAGGGGAUUGAUGGACUCAUCUAUGAUAGGAUCUGUGAGGACCAAGGAGAGCAGCCAAACAUCUUCCAGAUAGAGGAGCAGCACUCCCUGCAGGAGGUUAUCACAGAGGAGACCCUAAAGAGCUCCAACUGCUCUUGCUACUCCAUCCCGUGCUCCAUGGCCCCCUGCGUCACCUCCAAGGUCCGGGCCGGCAGCGCUGAGUCCGACUCUGGACUCAGCUCCUCAUAACCAUCAAUGGACCCAAAACACUCUGAAGAGGACCAAGGUGGCAGAGAGGGGGGUUAUAAAAACAUGAACAAGAGAUCAGUUUUGUGUCCAUAAUCAAACACUGAUAGGAAACAUUUUAGUUUUUCCUCGUCAUACAUGAUCACGAGAGUACAGCCUCUGAAAGCAGUUCCACUCCACUGUACACACUGUCACAUUUUUUUGUCUAUGCACAUUGUUGAAAUAAGUGGAUGUUUUGCCAAAACAUUAAGGCAGCCAUAUAUUUUGAUAUCUUCUUUUUUUAGUGGUGGACAAAAGAAAGUUUGGAAUUAGAACAGGAUGUAAGAAGUUAUCCAAAAUAGUGGGCACAUGUCAAAAUGGUGAUUUAUUUCAUAUUUAUUUAGCCAAUAUUGUGCUUUUUUUUUUUCGAGGUUUAAGUGCUAUGAGAGAGUUCAUAUUUUAUUUUAGCAAGGAAAAAGCUCAGCUGCAAGUUGUGAGGAUUAUGCUGUUAUAUCUUGUCUGUGCAUGUAGCUACAACCAUAAGUGUUAUAGUCAUUGUCUCAAAUAUUAAAUUAUAAGAAGCAAAUGGUUAAGUGGGUUAAGUUUGCAUGCUACGCAUUGUACAAGACGAUGUGCGUUUUCCUGCUAGUGUGGGUUGUUGCGAAUGAAUGCUCGCCUUUGAACUUUAAACUCUUGCUGAUACACCGCAAAGGUAUCAUUGUGGAUUUCAAACUGGAUGUACUGUAUCCUUUUUUUGAUUUAUUACCUUGAUUUAUGGAAAAGCAGAAGAAUGUUAUAUUUGCUUCAGCGCACACGCAUACCACAGCCUUAAGGGGAAAGCUUGUCACUUUCUUGAAUUUUUUUUUUCCAAAUCACCAGUACCUCACUUGUCAUUUCUUAGAAUAGACUUGACUAGAGGAGUUUGUACAGAAUGAACACUUGAUCUUCUUUCCUGUAAAACAUAUUUAGCUUCACAUUGCAUAAGACUGAUGCUGCAUCUUGAACACAGCAAAUCAAACUCAUUUAUAGUAGUCUGUGUACAUCUUUCCCGUUAUUCAAACUUUUCUUGGUAAACUAAUAACCGAGUCAUGCAUGGUUUGUAUAUGUCUACAUGAAUAUCAGGGGCUAAGAGUCAAUCCAGUGUAAGGUGUUAAUUGCCACUUCAGGAAAGAAGAUUUUAUGUGGUAAUGUAAAUAAAAUCAGAACCUAUAUUUGUU
Molecule: messenger RNA, 3729 nt
Organism: Notolabrus celidotus (New Zealand spotty)
Lineage: Eukaryota; Metazoa; Chordata; Actinopteri; Labriformes; Labridae
Gene: gpcpd1
Product: glycerophosphocholine phosphodiesterase 1
Exons: 21
Coding region: 506-2536 (676 amino acids)
Biological process (GO): glycerophospholipid catabolic process
Molecular function (GO): glycerophosphocholine phosphodiesterase activity; starch binding
Source: RefSeq, a predicted model, not a curated record